AAGAGUAGAGUCUAUCAGAUGGAUAUUCCCUGCAUUUAAUAUGAUUCAAGCUUCUUAGGGGAGGGGAAAAUAUGUAGUUCCAUGAUUGAGCAUGAAUGAAUUUCUCAUUUCACUUGUCAGCUGUCCAAAUCAAGUGCAACUGGUCCCUACAAAAAGGCAGGCCGCAAUUAAAAAUGGAUCUUCACUCGCAACUACAAAAACGAAGGUGACUAUAUAUACACAGAUAGUGGCAAAAGGAGUUGAUAGUUCCCUUGGGCUUCACUUGACAGAAGCACCCCGAAUUCACUUUUAAAGCCAUUCAUUUGAUAGUUUUCUCGCAUCUGCUGACCAAUCUCAAAUAGUCAGAUGAGUCUGCCAUUUUCUCCAGCGGCAAACGCUUCCAUCAUUGGAAGCCAUAUCAGUGCAGGCAAAUCAAUCAGCAGAAGACUUAGUGUUACAGGAGCACAAGUGACCUUGGCUCCCAAACCAACAAGGGAUAUCGUUUAUCGCCAUCUGUCCAAACAAGGAAUUCCUCUUGCUGAUCUGCACGUACAAGAUGUUGUAGAGAGGCAGACUCAACCGGCCAAGUUCAUCUCAACCAGUCCUCGUAACAAGCCAAUGUUUCGUCCUGGUUUUUUAGAGGAAGCGUAUGAAAGUUGCAGAAAGAUCUGUGCAGAAUAUGCCAAGACCUUCUAUCUAGGAACUCUACUAAUGACAGAAGAAAGACAGAAAGCUAUAUGGGCGAUUUAUGUUUGGUGCAGGAGGACGGAUGAAUUGGUUGACGGUCCAAAUGCGAUCUAUAUGAGCUCAGCUGUUCUUGAUAGGUGGGAAGAGAGACUCCAUGACAUUUUCAACGGACGCCCUUAUGACAUGCUCGAUGCUGCUCUGACUGAGACUGUGUCUAUGUUUCCCUUGGACAUCAAGCCUUUCAGGGACAUGAUAGAAGGCAUGAGGAUGGAUACAAGGAAAACCCGGUAUAAGAAUUUUGAAGAGCUAUAUCUUUACUGCUACUAUGUGGCCGGAACUGUUGGCUUGAUGAGUGUUCCAGUGAUGGGAAUUGCAGCAGAGUCUCUUCUCCCUGCUCAAACUAUAUACAAUGCAGCACUGUAUUUGGGUAUUGGGAAUCAACUGACAAACAUUCUCAGAGAUGUUGGAGAGGAUGCAUCAAGAGGUAGAGUUUACCUUCCCCAAGAUGAACUUGCCCAGUUUGGCUUAAGUGACAAGGAUAUUUUCUCAAGAACUGUCACUGAAGAAUGGAAGGUGUUCAUGAAACGUCAGAUAAGUAGGGCAAGAUUCUACUUCAGCUUGGCAGAGGAAGGGGCUUCUCAGCUCGAGAAGGCAAGCCGUUGGCCGGUUUGGUCGUCGUUAAUAAUAUACGGUAAGAUCUUGGAUGCAAUAGAAGACAACGAAUAUGACAACUUGACAAGAAGAGCCUACGUAGGAAAAGCAAAGAAACUUAUGAUGUUGCCUCUAGCAUUCACCAGAUCUCUCUCAUUCUCUCUCAAGGAUCAACACACGCGCUCUUCCUUCCACAACAACCUUCAAUAAUUCCUGUGACCACCAACAUUUUUUUUGGCCAAAAUGUAGCUAGUUACACGAAAUUAGAAAAUCCAAGCACAUAUGCACCACAAAUGAAUGAAAAUAUUUUAUUGGCCCAAAAAAAAAAAGGGUUUUACAGGGUCAAUAAUUUUCUUGGCCUCAAA
Molecule: messenger RNA, 1682 nt
Organism: Prosopis cineraria
Lineage: Eukaryota; Viridiplantae; Streptophyta; Magnoliopsida; Fabales; Fabaceae
Product: phytoene synthase 2, chloroplastic-like
Exons: 6
Coding region: 346-1527 (393 amino acids)
Biological process (GO): carotenoid biosynthetic process
Molecular function (GO): geranylgeranyl diphosphate synthase activity
Source: RefSeq, a predicted model, not a curated record